UUUGCAGUAUAAAUUAAGAAUUCCACACAUACAUUUUGCAUAUAUCCAUAUAUUCGAUCCAGCCACUUAUAUUCAAACAAUGGAGAGAACUACUUGAUUCUUCCUGGUGCAGUACUGUUGUUGUAUGGCAGCUAGCUUAAUCAUGGCAUCACAAACCAACAUCAGCACAGACCAGUCUGCUCUUCUUGCUCUCAAAGAUCGUAUCACCACUGACCCUCAAAACAUGAUCUUGACCAACUGGUCAACCACCUCCCCUGUUUGCAAUUGGGUUGGUGUCACUUGUGGUGCACGCCAUCAUCGAGUCACCUUCUUGAACAUCUCUUACUUUGGUCUCGCGGGCACCAUUCCUCCAGAACUAGGCAACCUUUCAUUUCUUGUUGAGUUGCUGAUCAAAAAUAACAGCUUCCACGGUCCCUUGCCCCAAGAAUCGGCUCGUUUGCAGCGAUUGAAGUUCAUUAGCUUCAGAUUCAACAACUUUAAGGGUAUCAUUCCAUCAUGGUUUGGGUCCUUAUCAAAACUUCAAGCCUUUGAUUUGUAUGGUAAUCAGUUUUCAGGUUACAUACCAGCUGCCAUAUUCAACUUAUCAGCACUCAAAGUAAUUAAUUUGAGCUAUAACCAGCUAUCAGGUAGCAUACCAAAAGAAAUUGGAAACCUAACAAUGUUGAAGGAGAUAAAGCUUGAUGGUAAUAAUUUCAAAGAACUUCCGAACGAGAUUGGCACUUUGGAUCAGUUGGAAGAAUUGUACCUACAGUUCAAUGCCUUACAAGGGCCUAUUCCUAUGGCUCUCUUCAACAUGUCUUCUUUGAUUAUUUUGACAUUUUUUAGAAACAAUUUGACUGGUAGUCUUCCAGACAAUAUAUGUCAGCAUCUUCCGAACAUUCAAGAGUUGAGUCUAGCUUACAACCAAUUUGAAGGUCCACUUCCAUCCAAAUGGUUGCCAUGCACACAACUUCUUUCAUUACAAUUGGGGAUGAACAGUUUCAGUGGAAGCAUACCCACCGAUAUUGCAAACUUAACCCAAAUAAAGAUGAUUUCCCUUAGUUACAAUCAUUUGACAGGUACUUAAUCGCAGUAUAUAUGUAAUAUUCAAUAAUCGUUUCAUAUUGGUCCUAUCAUUAUUUAUUUCUUAAGUAAUUAAUGUUAGUAAAGAAACUACUUUUCUAAUUGGCCAAAUUAUGUCAGUUUUGUAAAUUACUUUGAAAACUAAGUUAGUUAG
Molecule: messenger RNA, 1216 nt
Organism: Rosa rugosa (rugosa rose)
Lineage: Eukaryota; Viridiplantae; Streptophyta; Magnoliopsida; Rosales; Rosaceae
Product: LRR receptor-like serine/threonine-protein kinase EFR
Exons: 3
Coding region: 125-1066 (313 amino acids)
Molecular function (GO): protein binding
Source: RefSeq, a predicted model, not a curated record